This is a messenger RNA of Strongylus vulgaris, 99 nucleotides long. The record is from the annotation of a GenBank genome assembly. Lineage: Eukaryota; Metazoa; Nematoda; Chromadorea; Rhabditida; Strongylidae.
AUGCGCUACCAAACAAUGACGGACACAAGUCGUGCACCUCUUCAUAAACAGAGACGUUGCUUUAUGGUUGGUAGCCAGGUAAACUUUUCUUACUAUUAA